This is a messenger RNA of Camelina sativa (false flax), 618 nucleotides long. NCBI's taxonomy places the organism in Eukaryota, Viridiplantae, Streptophyta, Magnoliopsida, Brassicales, Brassicaceae. The record is from RefSeq and is a predicted model, not a curated record.
UAAACAAAAAGAAAUGAAUUCCAACCGUUGUGCUAUCUGUAGGGCCUUAAAACAAAUUUGUGACCCAAAUUGCAAAUACAAAGCACAUUUUCCAUCGAACGAUACAAGAUUUGAAGAUGUUCAACAAAUAUUUGGAGCCGCAAACGUUGCAAAUAAACUCAACAGUCUUGAAACUGAAGAACAACGUAAGAUUGCUGCCAACUCUUUGUGCUAUGCGGCUGAGGCUCGUAGACGUGAUCCCAAAUCUGGAAUUGCUGGGAUGGUACAACACCAUGAGAGUAUUCUCAAUGAUGUUGAACAAGAUAUCAAAUUUGCAGAGAAUGAGCUUAAAACCAAUAUGGGACCUGAUCAAGUGCCAAAAUUUGUUCCUGUUCCAAUUCCAGAUGGUUUUCUUACUACUGUUGAUGAUGCAUCAACAUCUGCGGGACCAUCUGCGGGACCAUCUGCAACUUUACCUAAGAAUCAUGAGUAAUAAUACUCAACAGAUAUUUCUGUCACCUAAAAACCAAAACCAACAAUAUUUUCAGUCAAAUGUCUUUUAAUGUUUUUUUCUUUCUUUGAACUCCAUAUCUCAUAAUAAUCUUGUAUCCUUUUCCUUUAUUUAUCACCAUUUCUUCA